Hyposmocoma kahamanoa is the source of this 3427-nucleotide messenger RNA. RefSeq names its product laccase-2 (gene stw). Gene Ontology annotation, cellular component: plasma membrane. The transcript is spliced from 9 exons. Lineage: Eukaryota; Metazoa; Arthropoda; Insecta; Lepidoptera; Cosmopterigidae. Gene Ontology annotation, biological process: iron ion transport. The coding region runs from base 269 to 2569 and encodes 766 amino acids. The record is from RefSeq and is a predicted model, not a curated record. Gene Ontology annotation, molecular function: copper ion binding; oxidoreductase activity.
UGACCGCCCGCCCCGAGCCGGCGAAAGGUUUUACAUACAAGUGGAAUUUGCACUAACAAAGUGCCAUAAGUCAAAAUAUAGGGUAGUCGGGCAGUUCACUCGACGGUUGUGCAGUCGCCGGCUCACGCGGGAUCCGACUUUAAUAAAUACGUUUUUCGGUGUUGGAUUAAACGCGUUCAAAUAUAACCGUGCCGGGCAAAUGACCGCGACAGUGCUAGCUCAAUAUUCAUCGGAUUGUUAGAUUGCAGAAACUUACUUGUGUGUUACCAUGGGGUGCAGUGCAAGAUACUGUUUACUGGCUCUAUCUUUGUGCCUAGUUACUGAAAAUGCCUUAGGUGUCAGAGUGAUGCCCAAGAGGAAAAAAGAAGCAGUCGAUGAUGACCAAACAGCUUCAGCGCAGUCCUGGUGGCAGUCAGACGCGGUGCCGCCGUCACCCAGUAUCCCAGGGAUCGGAGCAGCAAGUAGUAGCAGUAGCUUCUCCGCUUCCCACGGACUGGUCCAGACCCACCCUUCGGCCUCUGAUCCCUUCGGCUCCUACGCUGGCAUCGGCAGCACACUUGGGCCUUCCAUGAAUACUUUUGCAGCCUCCGGCGGUCCGCUGAGUGGUGGCGUAAGGAGCAAACCUUUACCCCCACUGACUCAAAGCGCGAGCGGCAAGCCAAGCUUCAAGCAUCUGGACUACACCAGCAGUGCUACAGCCGAAUUGAGGAGAAACCCAUCACUCUCCGCCCCCGAUGAAUGCGCCCGAGCCUGCAGAGAGAAUGAGCCACCUAGGAUCUGUUAUUAUCACUUUACUCUCGAGCUGUACAACGUUUUGGGAGCGGCUUGCCAAGUAUGCACACCGAACGCCACCAACGUGGUCUGGUCGCACUGCCAGUGUGUUCUCGCAGAUGGUGUCGAACGAGGUAUCCUUUCCGUGAACAGAAUGUUGCCCGGACCUUCCAUCCAAGUGUGCGAGAACGACAAGGUCGUAAUCGACGUCGAGAACCACAUGGAAGGUAUGGAAGUAACAAUCCACUGGCACGGUAUCACUCAACGAGGCACUCAGUAUUACGACGGUGUGCCUUUUGUUACUCAGUGUCCAAUUCAACAAGGAAACACUUUCAGAUACCAAUGGAAAGGUAAUGCUGGUACUCACUUUUGGCACGCCCAUACUGGUCUCCAAAAACUCGAUGGUAUAUAUGGCAGUAUCGUAGUCCGUCAACCUCCUUCCAAGGACCCUAACAGCCACUUGUACGACUACGAUUUGACCACACAUGUCAUACUAAUCAGUGACUGGCUCCACGAAGAUGCUGCUGAGAGAUACCCUGGUCGCCUCGCCGUUAAUACUGGACAAGACCCUGAGUCUGUGCUCAUCAAUGGAAAAGGACAGUUCAGAGAUCCCAACACCGGUUUCAUGACUAACACUCCUCUUGAGGUGUUCACUAUCACGCCAGGCAGAAGAUACAGAUUUAGAAUGAUCAACGCGUUUGCGUCUGUAUGUCCGGCGCAAGUCACAUUUCAAGGCCACAAUCUAACUGUAAUAGCUACAGACGGUGAACCAGUAGAACCCGUACAAGUCAAUACUAUAAUAUCAUUCUCAGGCGAACGUUAUGACUUUGUUAUCGAAGCUAACAACAUUCCCGGUGCUUAUUGGAUCCAAGUACGAGGCCUUGGCGAAUGUGGUAUUAAGAGGGCCCAGCAAUUGGGUAUCCUCCGUUACGCCAGAGGCCCGUAUCAGCCCUCGUCUCAACCUCCAACUUACGACGUUGGUUUACCUCAGGGCGUGGUGAUGAAUCCAUUGGACGCAAUUUGUAACCGCCAAAGGAACGAAGCUAUUUGCGUAAGCCAACUAAAAAACGCAAGGAAUAUUGACCCUGGUAUUCUUCAGGAAAGACCCGAUGUGAAAAUCUUUUUGCCUUUCCGUUUCUUCGUGUACAGACCAGAGAUGUUGUUCCAACCUAACACUUACAACAAAUACCUAGUGGCCCCGUCUGGAGACCACGUGAUCAGUUUGAUUGAUGAGAUCUCGUACAUGCCUCCUCCUACCCCCCUGAUCAGUCAGUACGAUGAUAUCAACCCUGAGCAAUUCUGCAACGGAGACAAUAGACCAGCAGAUUGCGGACAAAAUUGUAUGUGCACCCACAAAGUUGAUAUACCGGUGAACGCUAUUGUCGAAAUUGUACUUGUAGAUGAAGUUCAAAUUGCAAACUUAUCACAUCCGUUCCAUUUGCACGGAUACGCCUUCAACGUCGUCGGUAUUGGCCGCUCUCCUGAUCAGAACGUCAAGAAGAUCAACUUAAAACACGCUCUCGACCUUGACAGGAGAGGUCUACUACAACGUCAUCUUAAACAGGGAGACUUGCCCCCAGCGAAGGAUACCAUUGCGGUGCCCAACAACGGAUACGUCAUUCUCCGUUUCCGAGCCAAUAACCCUGGUUUCUGGCUACUCCACUGUCAUUUCCUCUUCCACAUCGUCAUUGGAAUGAACCUCGUGCUCCAAGUUGGCACUCAUGCUGACCUUCCUCCCGUACCCCCUACCUUCCCGACGUGCGGAGACCACCUACCCCCAAUUUCCUUGCACCCUUGAGUCGGUUCCUACAGUUUUCAGCGCAAACUAUCACUGCAGUUGAAUAAUUAUGUUAACUAAGUGUAAAUUUAUGUUUGUUUUGUGUGAUGUGUACGACGGAUGCGAAGUGUUCGGUUCUUCCGUCGUCGUGUUACUUAGUAUGAAACGAUUCAACAGGAGGUUAUGGCGAUAUGUGAUUUUAUUUAACAGCGAUACAAUUCUCUUGUGUUGAUAUUAGUUUUAUUUUAUUGCCAUAUUGGGUGUUUUCUUGUGAUUACUCUUGAGGCUUUUAGACCAACGACAUUCUUCUCCUAAUGGUAUCCUUCCAUUGAACAUUUCCGACCUGGAACUAACAACUUGCCAUUACAAUUUUCACCAAGGAUUUUUAUUUAUUACGUGUAUAUAUCAUAAAAUUUACUACUAUAUAAAUAUAGAUACUUAAGCUAAAGAACCCAGUUAUCAACUCUCGUCACACACCAUAUAAAUUGUAGGAAUGUAAAUAAUACACUUCAACAGCUGUGUAUGUAUGUAACUGUAAAUACACUUCUUUUGGUUAUACAAUGCAUACCUCUUGUCAUCAGUGAAGACUGUCUAUAACUAAAUAGGUUUGCAAUAAAUGUUACCAUUCGCAAUGUUACCAUUAUCUUAAGUCACAGUUAUAAACGUUGUGUUACUGUGCCAACUGUGCCAAAAAUCAAAACGAAAUAUUAAAAAUCGCAUUGGCAACCCUAGUCUACAGAAACAUCGUCAUCAACGAUUUAUUCGAUAUUUAUAAUUUAUACAUAUUAAUCUUAUAGGUAUACGUACAGUUGGUGUCAUGAUAAAGUAAGUACACAUUUGGACUCUAUACUCACAAAGUAAGGUCCUCAUUUGCGCUGU